Molecule: messenger RNA, 2694 nt
Organism: Tilletiaria anomala UBC 951
Lineage: Eukaryota; Fungi; Basidiomycota; Exobasidiomycetes; Georgefischeriales; Tilletiariaceae
Exons: 2
Coding region: 393-2468 (691 amino acids)
Cellular component (GO): Golgi apparatus
Molecular function (GO): transferase activity, transferring phosphorus-containing groups
Source: RefSeq, a predicted model, not a curated record
UCUUCACUGUGGACAUUAUUGCAACUGCAAGGCCCUAAUACCACUCCACGGUAUACCCUCCUCAGCACCUACCUUGACGCCCACCAUCGGCCUGCCGCGGGCGGGUCUUUACCGCCUCUGCCGUCAAUACUUAGCUAAAGGCUGUUCGUCCGCAUACAAAAAGUAGGAGCAGGCCUCUUCCUAACGCGCACACCUUGCGGGUCUUUCCAUUCCAGCCCCUCGGGCACCGCCAAAUCUCGUGAUUCCGCAGGAUUCACAGUGCAUCACCCAAGCCUGGGCAUCGCGUUGAUUCUCCUCUGCGCCGCUCUGCUCUGCUCUGCUACCCUUCUUGCUGAAGCCUCCAAGACAUAGACAGACAACACCGCUGGGCUCCCACAUCCACGUCAUACAGUAUGAGCAAUAGCACAGGCAUGAGCUCGACGAUGUCGGACGCACACGAUCCUUCACAACUCCUCCACCUCCGUAAGGGCCUCCAUCCCACCGCACCGGACACGCCUGAUGCUCGCGCCGUGUUCAUCCACGCGGGAGCUGGGUUGCAACGAGACGAUAUUAUUGGCAGCACGGGCGGAAGUGCAAGUGCAAGCGAGUCGAGAUCCAACUUGACUACCUUACCGCCAAGCGUAGCAGAUAGCGCCCCUCCGCAGGUCUUUGCAGCCGACAACCAAGCAGACAUGGCGGCCCCGGCGCAAUACGCCAAGCCCCUCGAGGUGCACCUGGACGUGGAUGUCCCGAGUCCGAGCAAGACUCGACAUGGCUCAUACAGCCAGCACCUGGCGCUUGCCACGCGGAAAAGUAAGAGUGGCAUGGUCUCCUUCUUUAUGCCCUCCCAGCCCCCCUCAAACCUUGAUGCAGCGUAUGGCACCUACCACGACGCGGCUGCCGAACAAGCGGGGGAGUACAGGUUCAACUUUAGCGGCGCGCAACACCAAGCGUUCGAGAAGGCCUCCACAUCGUCUCCUUCCUCUUCGUACUCGCCAUCCGUGUCGUCGUUGUCGCAGGAUAUGUACGACGAGAAGAGCGCCGGCGUCGGGGCAGCUGCCGCAGGCGCAGCAGCAUAUAGCCUGCUCCCGCGCGCCGGCAGGCGAGGGGGACCUGCACGCUCUGGUGCUAGACUGCUGUCCGUUCAGUCUGCGAACCGUCCGCUCCGCAACGCCUUCUUCGUGCUCGUGCUCUGUGCGCUGUUCCUCCUCGCCACACUUGGUCUAUCGCUUUACCGCCCUCGCCUGAGCACUGUAGGUGCACCUACGGCAGCAAACAAUGCCGCAGCCGAAGGAACCGCUGCCGUUAACACCUGGCAAUUGUUCCCCUCCGGCGGCGCUGCUCCUGGGAAUAAAGGGAAGUUAUCAGCCAUUUCGGUCGCUGCCGCCGCUCCUGCUGCUGCCGGCACUUUGCCUUCCGGGGCCGAACUGGAGCCGGAGUGGGAGUGGGCAAGGGACGUCAGUCUAGUGUACACUUGGGUGAAUGGCUCCGAUCCAACAUUUGCAGCGCAGCGAAAAGCCUUGGGCGGCCAGGUAGGCGGCAACCGCGAUCGCGACAACGAGGAUCUGCGCUUCAGCCUGCGCACGCUCCAUCGCCAGCUGCCCUGGCACACCGGCAAGAUCUUCAUCGUCAGCCCUUCGCCUCCCAGCUGGGCUCGUCUCGGCUCAGAGAUCUCGAAAUCUGGCUUCAUGAAGGAGUCGUCCGCCUCUAACGUGCAGAACAGCAGGCUUGUAUGGGUGCAUCAGGACGCGAUCAUCCCGCGCGAUGCACAGCCCACCUUCAGCUCCAACGUCGUCGAGCAAUACCUUCACCUUGUGCCCGGCCUGACGGAGCAUUUCAUCCAUUGCAACGACGACUACAUGUUCGUGUCACCCGUACACCCCCGCGACUUUUUCACGCCGACGCGCGGCGUUCGACAGUACCUCGAAGAAUCGCCGAUCGUGCUCCCGGACCAGUACAAGACGCACCACAUGUCGCCGAACAGCAACGUGUGGCGACAGAGCGUGUACAACACGGUCACCGCGAUCCAGAAGGCGUACGCGCCCAUUAAGCACUUCCCCCCGCGCUGGCUGAAGCACGCACCGUUUGUGUACACGCGCACAGCGUUCCUCGGCAUGCACCAGCGCUUCUGGCGCGAGCUGCACGAGACGAGCCAGAAUAAGUUCCGUUCGAGCAAAGAUGUGAUCACGCCGUUGCUCGUGCACUCUUACGUCGCGCAGGAGGGCAGCCAUGCGCUGGGGCUGCAGUUUGAUAUCAUGAACGACAAUGAGGCGCGCGACACGACGCUCCUCGUCAAGUGGACCUCCAACGACGACGAGACAGACCGCGUGAGGCAGUCUAUCGUCGAGCGCAUCAAAACGGGCAAGCUCAAGUUCCUCACCAUCAAUGACGAAAUUGGCACUGGCGCAGGCGUCGCAAAGGCGCAGGCGAAGCUCGAGCAUUUGUACCAGACCCUGUUUGGCAGCGAGAAGAGCAUUUUUGAGCUGUAGGAGUCCCGUCGACGAGCAUCACCGGCCUGCGGCCAGCAUCCAUCCAUACACAUAGAUAGCAUGGUGCAAGCACACAGCUUUGCAUGGAGCCGUGCCUUGCUAUUCUGCAUUCACACACUCCGCCUCAUUGUAACACUAUUUCCCCUAGCAUACUCAACCAUCAACGACGCUUCCACCUGCUCGAGUACAUGAACGGCUUGCCUGCCUAAAGAGUUGAGCCUUAGAU